AUGGCCCCUAGCGAGUUUAUCUCUAAGCCCAUUUUCCCCAUUCUCACUUCCUCUCGAGCCUCUAUUCAAGAGGUCAAGUACACCGUUGACUGGCCUGACGAGAGAGAGCCACGCGAGAUUGAAUGGGACAUCGGCCAGAAAGCUGAGGCUCUCCUACAGAUUAGAGAGAAGAACAACACGGAACUAUUCAUACAGUACAACUUGAUCGCCGUCGAGCAGGAUGGCGGCAUCAAGUGGCAAACUCCUUUUAAAUGUAUCUGGUCGCCGCUCAUGGAAACUAUGAGCCUGGUCGAGUUGAGUAGACCACAUCCAGAUCUUAAAGACUUCUUCCUGGCCCUCCUUGAGAUUGAGGAGGCUACCGAGAAAACAAUUUUGUCGCGCAUGUCUUACUGGAUAUCAGAUGCCGAGAUUCGAGACCUGUUUGACAUUCUCAAUUGCCUGAUUGCGAAGUCCGAAAUAUCGAUGAACCCGGACGAACUUUUGCACCGGCGAAUCUUUCUUGGCAGAUACAAGGGCGAAAGAUACCGCCUUGUUGGCUCCACAGAAGAGUUCUUUAUUCCCGAUGAUCAGCAGUUUGCGACUGCUUUCAAGGACUAUGUCCCUUUCCUUGACGUUACCGCGGAAGAGAUCGCGCUUCUCGAUCCAUUGUUCACAUGGCUAGGUUUCAAGGAUCUCUAUUUGUCAAAGCAUGUCUAUCCCAGGUGUAUUCACCCUUCAAAUGCACAGAAACAGAAGAUUGAAUGGGAUGUAGCUCAGAGAGCGGAAGGCAUUCUUCGACAGAAUCGCCCUAUACUGUCUGUGGUAGCCCCCGAACAACAACAAAAGUGGACAGGUGGUGCUUUUGAACGUCUUGAAAAAGAGUUUCUGGGCUCUCAGCUCAAUCACGUUCAAGGAUUCACAACUCUGAGCACACAUCCUAAGCUUUCUAUUGGGUUCGAUGAUGCAGGGUAUCCCGUGGAUAGACUCGUCGUGCGCGUCUCAUCUGGCAAGGAAGAGCGAGAGCUGGCACUCUUUACCGCACUCCCACGGCUUUUGAUGGAAUGGCUCAUGGCAGACCCGAAAACUCAGAAACGGGGAACGGUAACUGUGCUUGGUGUGAGCCUCAUGAAGAGUGUACUAACUGCUCCACCAAACGUUAUUGAUUCCUUGCUCACACGUGAGGGAGUUGGACGCAUCCGAAUCAUUGAGGUGUCUCUAAAGACGACACUACUGGAGGCUAAACUCCAGGACACUACAUCUAACGAGCCUGCUAGUCAGCCAUCUCAGAAUAGGUAUGAUUCUAACACGUGCUCGAACUUGCUCAUUGUAGCUCACAAAAACAAAUCCGAGGAGGCACCACCGGCCAACGCUUCCACAAAGAAAUCGGAGAAAACGCUUGGAAAGCAGCCAGCAACCCCGGUCACAGCCAACAAGCAACCGCACCCAGUAGCCGGCCCUAGCAGCUCAAGGGCAUCACGAGAGCCGACACCUCAGGCCGACCAACCUCAGUCAACGCCAGAGGAACACCCAGAAUCCUCGUCCAGUGGGGGAAAGACGCCACCACAGAACGAGCCAGUUCCCCACAGGGGUGAGGGUCGAUACAAGCCCCUAUACGCUUCUAUAAGCCAGAGGCCGAAGCUCAAACCCAGAUCACGAAGACGAUCUGGCUCGCCUUCAUCUAGUCCACCAGCAUCUUCCCCUUUGAGUCAUAUCCCAGAUGAUGUGAUUCGUGGAAUAGAACAACUGAGGAUUGGAGAUGCAUCUGAGGCGACUCUUCAAUCGCCCAAACUUAUUCUGGUAGCGUAA
Messenger RNA from Fusarium redolens, 1785 nucleotides. RefSeq lists its product as uncharacterized. The transcript is spliced from 6 exons. NCBI's taxonomy places the organism in Eukaryota, Fungi, Ascomycota, Sordariomycetes, Hypocreales, Nectriaceae. The coding region runs from base 1 to 1785 and encodes 594 amino acids. The record is from RefSeq and is a predicted model, not a curated record.